AUGUCACUUCAUCAUCGAGUUCUGCGCCAGAUGGAACCCGCAGCUUCCCAUGAGAGUCUUGCACUUGAAUGGGCCUUUGGUCUACACAAGGAUUUUAAAUCUGUCAUUCAUAAUCUCAGUACAUCCCCUACAGAUCGUGUGGUAUUUUAUACCAUUGGACAUGUUGGUGUUAUUUAUGAUGCCGUGCAGAAUACACAGCGUCAUUUAAUGGGACAUCGGCAUACAAUCAUUGCAUCUGCGUGUAGUCGUAAUAGACGUUUUAUUGUUACUGCAGAUGCUGGUACAAGUGGAGCAUAUGAUCCCCAUAAUAAUAAUAAUAAUAAUAAUAAUAAUAAUAAUAAUAUCCAUAACCCCACACAACCCAAUUACAGUAGUGGACUAGGCGUAGGAAUAGGAAUAGGAGGAGGAGAAGAGUCCUAUUCCCACAGUAGUGAUCGACAGAGUCGAAAUGCAAAUGGUGUUUCCCAUGCCGAUCAACAUUCAGCAGAUUCUGAAGGGGAUCAAGAUACCUCUGUGAUGAUUGUAUGGGAUACACAAACUGGAAUGCCUGUACGAACCAUACCAACAGGUAUGUAUGGUGGUGUUGUGGCGUGUGCGAUGAGUCUUGAUGCGAUGUAUAUUGCCACACUUAAUCGACGCGUUCCGCAGGAAAUUAUGUUGUGGGGAUGGACAGCAGACAAAGAUGUGGAUGAACAUGGAUUACCAAAUGAUUUUGUUGCCAAUACAACCUUAGAAAGUAUGAUGGAACCAGAAUAUCGUCGUGCUAUUCCUGCACAAGAUGAACAAACUUCUAUUCGUUUCUCAGAAGAUGAUCCACAUCUUCUUGUAACGAAUGGAUUACAUCGUGUACUCUUUUGGUCAUGGGCAGAAGGAGAAUUGAAAUAUUAUUCUCCACCAAUUUUAUCUAAAAAUUUAAAGAUACCUAUUGGAAAUUUUACACAAACAAUAUUUGUUCCUGGUACUACUAUGGCAUGUAGUGGAACCGUUGAUGGAGAUGUUAUUUUAUGGGAAGUCCAACCACGUGAUCGAGUUACGAAAGAACAAGAUAAGACUAUGCUUAAAAUGGUACGUAUACAUUCUGCUGGAGUUUCUUUUCUUGGUUGGUCCAGUGGUUAUAUCGUUACUGGUGGUAUUGAUGGACAUGUUAAAUUUCUUGAUCCCAAACUACGUCUUAUUGCCUGGUUUGAGGAUCUCACUGGAGGGCCUAUCACAUCUAUCAGUUUUGAUCGUCCAGCAGUGGCCGCACCAUUGGCAUUAGAUGAAAUGCGAAAAGAAUUUAAAAUGACUACACAAAAGAAAGUUGCACUUGUGGGAACAAAUGCCGUACAAGAGUUUUCAGCACCUGAUUUUAUGGUUUCAACUGCUAAUGCAAUGAUUAUUAGUGUUUUAUCUAAAUCAUUUCAUACAGGAAAUGCAGAAUUACUACGUGGUAAACUUAUUGUACAAGGACAAGAUAAAGGUAUUCAAUGUAUUGUGGCACAUCCAAAAUUAACCCGUGUCGCUAUUGCUGGACAUAGUGGUAGUUUACAUAUAUGGGAUUAUAUUGCUAAACGUGUAUCACUUCUCAGUAUUUUUCAAAAUGUGCAGAUUCAUUGUAUGGCAUAUGAUCCAGAAGGUGUUUUUCUAGCACUUGGUUGUACAAAUGGUGUGGUUAAGUUUCUUGAUGCGGAAUCUUUAGAAGAGCGAAAGUCUAUUAAACCUAAACGUCCAGAUUGUAUUACACGUUUGGUAUUUUCUCAUGAUGGAAAACGAUUAGCCGCUGCGGAUGUUGCUGGAUGUGUGGCGUUAUAUGAAUAUGAUCAUCCACAAGGUAAUACCUCAAAGCCUAUGGAAUGGGAUAUUGUAGGUCGGCAUAAAACACAUAGAGCCGCUAUCUCUGGAUUACAGUUUGGGGAUGAUGCGGGUUUACCACGAUUACUCUCUGUUGGUGAGGAUAAACGCCUUGUAGAGUAUGAUCUUAUUGAUUCCGAGGCGGAAUCUGGAUUACUUGUGCGAAGUGCACAUAAAAUUACACAAGGAGCCAUUCCAACAGGACUUUUUUGGGUAAAAGAAGAUGGUGUUGUUACAGAUAUGAAGCGUCGCAGUAAUGCUGAAGACGGUGAUUAUUCCUCUCAAGAUGAUAUGCUUCUUAUUGCAACAAGUGAAUAUAAAAUUACAGUUUUCCUUAGUGAUUGGAGUCGACAAUGUAUCAAGUCGGUUUUAUCACCUACCUUUGGUGGUCCAGUGGUGGAAAUGUUUACUGUACCAACCUCACGAGAGAAUAAUACCCCAUGUUUAUUUUAUGCCACACGAGAAAAAGUUAUUGGAUUAAUGCAACUCCCUUUAGAAGGAGAUCCAUGCAUGUCUACAGGAGUUUUAGCCCAUCCAGGUUCCAUCACAAGUGUGACAAAAUCCUUUGAUGGAGCUUUUGUGUUUACAGCAGGUGGAGAGGAUCAAUCGGUUAUGCAGUGGCGUAUUAAUGGAGAUCGCAUAGUCCCUGAAGAUGAGGCAGCAGCCACUGCAGAAAUCUUAACAUCUACAAUUGGAGAAGUUCCACUGGAUCAUCUUAUUGCCGCCGUUGAGGGUGGACGUGAUGGACAAUUUAUGCGUGAGAUUGUGGAUUACUUUUACUAUGCGCAAAUUCGUUUACAAGGUGAAGAGACCACAGCUAAGCGUGAGUUAAUGGGUGCUGUUCCAUUUUCACAACUUCCUAAUCUCUUUCGUGCACUUGGUUAUUAUCCUUCCGAACUUGAGAUUGGACGAUUGACGUAUGAAGUAGCGAAUUUGUAUGGUCCUGAAGGGGAAUCUGUAGAUGAAUGUGAUGUGGGAAGUAUUCCUCUUAAAUUUUCACAAUUUAUGCGUUUGUAUGUAAACUACCGUCCUAUCUACGGCAUCACCCGACAGGAUAUUGAGUGUGCCUUCUCUGCACUUGGAGCGGAUCCCGUAACGGGUCAAAUCUCACGGGAUGUGUUAUUUAAAUUAUUAGGAACACAUGGAGAGGCCCUGCAGCCAACAGAGAUUGCCGCGGCUCUGCGUUCCCUGUUGGGGGAUGGGGUGCGGUUAGAUAUGUUAGAAGAUACAAUUACGGCCCGUGCCUUUUCAGAGAAUUUGUUGGGAUUUGAGGAUUAUGAUGCCCCUGCUACUGUUGGGAAGACAAAUGAAGAAGAGGAAAUUAUUGAAGAAGAAGAGAUAUUCUUUGAAAUGUAA
This is a messenger RNA of Trypanosoma theileri, 3186 nucleotides long. RefSeq lists its product as uncharacterized. The transcript has a single exon. NCBI's taxonomy places the organism in Eukaryota, Euglenozoa, Kinetoplastea, Trypanosomatida, Trypanosomatidae. Gene Ontology annotation, cellular component: motile cilium. The coding region runs from base 1 to 3186 and encodes 1061 amino acids. Gene Ontology annotation, molecular function: protein binding. The record is from RefSeq and is a predicted model, not a curated record.